AUGGCCGACGUAUUUUUGAGUUUCUUCCGGACUUCCUUGCCCGAUGAACUUGCGGCGGUAAUCGAGACUACCAUCAAGGCGACCGAAUCAGGGGACUUUCAGUCUGUGCUUCAAUCCCCAGAAGCGCAGAUAUUAUUAGGCCAUCAGGACGACGAAACUACCAAAAAUGUUAAGAGGAGCGAUUUUGGACUGUGGAGCGACUACGUUUUCCAUCGCCUUGGAUUGAUAUUAUCAAAGCGAAAGGAGGAAGAAUCUACUCCCACAAACGAAACUGCGCUUUAUCGACAGCAUGUCUACUUCUUGAUCGCAGUCGCUGCGUUGCAUGCGUUCCUACAAUCAAAUGUUACGGGACCACCACUACCAUUUAAGUCGGCUGAAGUGCUGCUACCAAAGGAUAUCGCAGAUGACGCCAAAGCCCUGGCUAAAACGCGCGGAGAACUUGUAACAUCAUUGAACGCCGACGGUGUUGCAGCGUAUCGACUUACUCCCAACAUUGAGCUGCUUUGCUUGGCGGACACCAUUCUCAUCAGCCCUCCUAUCCAGAAGAACAUUCCAAUCUCAGUAUGGGCCAGACUAAGGACCAAUUUCAUCCACCAAAGACUGCUCAGUGAGGCUGCACCAAGCCUACAGGACGCAAUCUACGACAACCUCAAGGGUGUAGAAGACUUGAUCCAGAGCUCAGGGAAGAUCAACGAGAUCAAGGAUUUGCACACCACAUUUUUGCUUGAGCGUGCGGCUAUCCAUACACACCACGGUCUCGACAAGAAGGCGAGAGCAGAUCUCGACCAAGCAGCUUCUGAGCGCAAGUUUGAAUUUGCACUGACUGGUUUGAUGGGCAAGAGAACAAAAUUUCAGCAAAAAGACACAAGUCAAUUGAUCGUGCUUGCUCGAAGCGCGGGAUCACAAGCUAGUGGUACAUCAGAAGAAACCUCGAAGCCCAAGAAACUGGAUCUGAACGACGACACACUACUUGAGUCCAUAUCCUUUACAAACGACGCUGUAUCUACCGAGAUCAAAGACGAAUCAGAAAUCCCCGCAUCUCUUCAAUCCAUAGACCCGUCAAACCAACCACUGCUCGAUCCACUCGACUCAGUCAUUAUGCUUUCGCUGGCUGAAAGCAUCAAGAACACCAACCCUGCAGACGGCCUUACACGUGAGCAAACGGAGCCGUACGCAACACGAGUGCUCGAAGGCGGAAGUUCCAACUGGCAAGUUUACACUCAGGCUCUUCUCGUGCGCAGUCGUAUUGAGGGUUACAAGCCGCGUACUAUGGAACGAGGCUUGCUCCAACUGCAAGCACUUGUCGAUCAAGUUAUUGUGGAGACUUCGGGCGAUUCUACUACAGAUGCUGAGACGGGUCAGAAGGUUACUUCUUUCCUGCCACAAGCAAAGCAGGAAGAGUCAGCAUCUGUUGAAGAGCGGAUACGCUAUAUCUUUCCGCUCUGCUCGCCUUCGCGAUGGGAACUCGAGUCCGAACUUGCAGCUCGCUGGGUUGCACUGGGUGGUCUACGAUCUGCCCUUGAAAUCUACGAGAGAUUGGAACUAUGGGCUGAAGCAGCACUUUGCUAUGCUGCUACUGAGAAGGAAGACCGAGCGCGAAAGAUCAUCAGAAGGCAGCUUUUCCACGCCACCAACGGCGACGAGAACGUGGAUCUGGACGCAGAGAAGUGGGAAGGAGCAGAACGAGAUCCACCACCAGCCGAAGCACCACGCUACUACUGCAUCCUAGGCGACAUUGACAAAGACCUCUCCCUCUACGAAAAAGCCUGGGAAGUAUCUGGAAAACGCUAUGCUCGUGCCCAACGCUCUCUCGGCCAACGCUACAUCGCAGCCCGCGACUACGAAAAAGCAGCAGAAGCCUACUCCCUCUCCUUGAAAAUCAACGCCCUCCACCACCCCGCCUGGUUCGCCCUCGGCUGCGCCCGCCUCGAACUCCACGAAUUCAAAAACGCAGUCGAAGCCUUCUCACGCUGCGUCCAGCUCGACGACCAAGACGCAGAAGCGUGGAGUAACCUCGCAGCUUCACUAUUGCACCUACGCCCCAAGGUCAACACCGAGAGUGAAAACGGCGAAGUAUCAGAAAAUAAAGUGACGAACCACCCGCGCACCGAUGCACUCAAAGCAUUCAAGCGCGCAGCAACAAUCAAACACGACGACUACCGCAUCUGGAACAACGUCCUCGCCGUCGCCACAUCGACGAAUCCUCCCUCGUGGCAAGACGUCAUCACCGCCCAACGCCGCAUCUGCGAGCUGCGAGGCCAGACGGACGGCGAAAAAUGCGUAGACGCUGAGAUCCUGAAUAUGCUCGUCAAACACGUUGUUUCGAGUGAAGAAGGAUUCGAUACUUCGCGCCCGGGUCUCGCACGCAUGACGAAUGAUCUCAUUGAAAAACACGUCAAGCCGCUCAUUACAGUCUCCCCGCAACUCUGGAUCAUUCUCGCAACGCUGUACACGCACACGCAGCGUCCGGCGUCGGCGCUCGAGUGCCACGAGAAGGCGUGGCGGGCCGUGACGUCGCAGCCGCGGUGGGAGUCUAGCACGGAGGCUGAGUGGAAUGCUGUGGUGGAUAUGACGGUGGAUCUGGUGGAUGCGUAUGAGACUUUGGGUCCUCGGGAGCGGACGGAGGGACUGAGUGCGGGCAGUGGGGAGGUGGUGGCUAAGGAUUGGAAGUUUAAGAGUCGCAGUGCGGUGAGGAGUGUUAUGGGGAAGGGCAAGGAGAAUUGGGAGGAUACGGCUGGGUGGGAGAAGUUGGUGGAGAGGUUGGAGGAGUUGAAGGCGAGGGAUUAG
Bipolaris oryzae ATCC 44560 is the source of this 2787-nucleotide messenger RNA. RefSeq lists its product as uncharacterized. The record is from RefSeq and is a predicted model, not a curated record. The transcript has a single exon. The coding region runs from base 1 to 2787 and encodes 928 amino acids. Gene Ontology annotation, molecular function: protein binding. Lineage: Eukaryota; Fungi; Ascomycota; Dothideomycetes; Pleosporales; Pleosporaceae.